Messenger RNA from Physella acuta, 1143 nucleotides. Its product is annotated as proline-rich protein HaeIII subfamily 1-like. Lineage: Eukaryota; Metazoa; Mollusca; Gastropoda; Physidae. The record is from RefSeq and is a predicted model, not a curated record.
AUGCGCCACAAGUGGCCCACAGGAAUUGUUGUCUCACUGAACAGCCUGCAUUUCCCUGGAAACGACCCCAGCUACUUUGUAUGGGAAUAUGCUAGCAUGACUAAUGGGCCAGGCUUCAGGAAACGUCAGGAGAGAAGCCCCCGCUGUCCUAGGGCUUCAGGAAACGUCAGGAGAGAAGCCCCCGCUGUCCUAGGGCUUCAGGAAACGUCAGGAGAGAAGCCCCCCGCUGUCCUAGGGCUUCAGGAAACGUCAGGAGAGAAGCCCCCGCUGUCCCUAGGGCUUCAGGAAACGUCAGGAGAGAAGCCCCCCGCUGUCCUAGGGCUUCAGGAAACGUCAGGAGAGAAGCCCCCCCGCUGUCCUAGGGCUUCAGGAAACGUCAGGAGAGAAGCCCCCCGCUGUCCUAGGGCUUCAGGAAACGUCAGGAGAGAAGCCCCCGCUGUCCUAGGGCUUCAGGAAACGUCAGGAGAGAAGCCCCCCGCUGUCCUAGGGCUUCAGGAAACGUCAGGAGAGAAGCCCCCCGCUGUCCUAGGGCUUCAGGAAACGUCAGGAGAGAAGCCCCCCGCUGUCCUAGGGCUUCAGGAAACGUCAGGAGAGAAGCCCCCCGCUGUCCUAGGGCUUCAGGAAACGGCUUCAGGAAACGUCAGGAGAGAAGCCCCCGCUGUCCUAGGGCUUCAGGAAACGUCAGGAGAGAAGCCCCCCGCUGUCCUAGGGCUUCAGGAAACGUCAGGAGAGAAGCCCCCCCGCUGUCCUAGGGCUUCAGGAAACGUCAGGAGAGAAGCCCCCCGCUGUCCUAGGGCUUCAGGAAACGGCUUCAGGAAACGUCAGGAGAGAAGUCCCCCCGCUGUCCUAGGGCUUCAGGAAACGUCAGGAGAGAAGCCCCCCGCUGUCCUAGGGCUUCAGGAAACGUCAGGAGAGAAGCCCCCCCGCUGUCCUAGGGCUUCAGGAAACGUCAGGAGAGAAGCCCCCGCUGUCCUAGGGCUUCAGGAAACGUCAGGAGAGAAGCCCCCCGCUGUCCUAGGGCUUCAGGAAACGUCAGGAGAGAAGCCCCCCGCUGUCCUAGGGCUUCAGGAAACGUCAGGAGAGAAGCCCCCCGCUGUCCUAGGGCUUCAGGAAACGUCAGGAGAGAAGCCCCCGCUGUCCUAG